This is a messenger RNA of Plectropomus leopardus (leopard coralgrouper), 1691 nucleotides long. It is a transcript of the gene eva1bb, whose product is annotated as eva-1 homolog Bb (C. elegans). NCBI's taxonomy places the organism in Eukaryota, Metazoa, Chordata, Actinopteri, Perciformes, Serranidae. The record is from RefSeq and is a predicted model, not a curated record.
CAGGCAGAAUAACUCCAGAAAAAGGUGAUUUCUGUUGAAAUGAGGUCUCUCUGCAUUUAGGGGCUUUUAUUUUGGAGUCAGAUGCCAGUGGAUUAGGUUGAGUUAUCUCUCAGGAAAAGGAAACACCUCCUUCUCAACACAUGUGAGGACCAUUCCUCCUCCUCUAAAGGAUGACAGGGAGUGGAUCAUAGUGGAGGGCUGCUCCCUCUGCAGCAGCUACAUCAGCUCCUCUGUCACAGAGUGACCAAAACCUCUCACUGCUCCUCGGAACAAAUUAUGGGAUCUUAUCUAAGUGUUGGCUGAAAGACCAGGUCCAAAUUUGGAUCUAAAUUCUUUGUUUUUGGAAACUUUAAUCUAGUCAAUCUGUGCUGCUCUCAUCUGGAACCAAGUCGCUGCCCGCUCUCCUCCCAGUGAAGUGGUCUAUAGCAGCAGGUGUUGAGCGGGAGGAGACACUAGAAUCUUGGUUUGGGAGUUAAGUGUGUAAAACUAAGUCCUGGAGAUGAUAGAUAUUUGAGGCCACAGUGAACCAGGAUGGAGCCUGUUAAGAGAGACAUGGAGCUGCUCAGUAACAGCAUGGCGACCUACGCUCACAUCAAAGCCAACCCAGAGAGCUUCGCCCUCUACUUCAUGAUGGGCGUCUGUUUCGGCCUCCUCAUGGCGCUGUGCCUCCUGGUGGCCGGCAUCGCCUGCAGGACUCGUCGCUACACAAGACCUCCACCUUCCCCCGAAAGGAGACAGCUGAAGGAGUCCAGCGAAGAAGAAGAGGAGGACGGGGACGAGGAGGAGAGCAUUGCAGAGGAAGAUGGGGAGGAGGCAGAGAUCCCAAAAGUGACAAUCGGGCCGAUGAGUGAUCGCAGCAGCCAGUCUAACGGGACUCUGAGGAGCGUCAAUGUGUUUGCGUCAGCUGAGGAGCUGGAGAAGGCGCGACGUCUGGAGGAGAGAGAAAGAAUCGUCAGGGAGAUCUGGAGGAACGGACAGCCGGACAUCCUGGUUACAGGGACAGGGACCAUUGGACGAGUGCAUUACCACUAACAGACACUUUGACUAAAGAUCCACCUCACAAACUGCAAAGGACAGGACACUCAGCACAUUGGACUGAGACAUUUUAAUCUGUAUGGCAACCCAAAGUGUUCAAUAUUAAAAUAAGAACCUGUACGAUAAUGAUUGGAGUGAUACGGGAGACUAAACCUUAUAUUUCACUUUGUCAAAACUACACCCCUCUUCUUGAUUCACAAACAAGAAAAAAUAAUAAUUCAGCAGUGUUACCCCAAUUUAAACAUGAAAUAAAUUAAAUAAAUAAACUUGGCUUCUAAUGCUCAUCACCAGUGAACAAAUUGAUAUAACACUUACUUAGAGACCGAACAGCUGUCUUCUACAUAUGGCAAAGUUUAAAAGAUAAGUAAGACAAAAUACAAAUUUGAACAGAAACAUACCAUAAAAAUACUUUCCCUUAGGACAAGAAAAAUACAUUUUCUGACCCCUCUCCUGCCCGGUAGCUGUUUUACAGUCCCUAAAUAUAUGAGGGUUGAUGAAAUGCUAUUUUAUCUUUAUUGAUCAAGAAAAACCUGUAUGUCCUGACUAAAAAGUGCAUCAUUAACUAAAUCUGUCUGGGGGAAAAUGGCGUAAUUUAUUUCAUAAAAAAAAAAGAUAUUGGAUUAUUUUUUUAUAUACUGACAUUUUGAAGACACUGA